Molecule: messenger RNA, 3348 nt
Organism: Funneliformis geosporum
Lineage: Eukaryota; Fungi; Glomeromycota; Glomeromycetes; Glomerales; Glomeraceae
Source: the annotation of a GenBank genome assembly
AUGGCUCCAUUUUAUCAACGUCCUGAGAAUGCUCUUAAAAGAGCGGAAGAGUUAAUUGCGGUUGGUCAAAAUGUUGCUGCGCUUCAAUCUCUUCAUGAGAUUGUUAUUUCAAAGCGGUCACGCAGCACGCCUCUCGCUGCAUUGGAGCCAAUAAUGCUUAGAUUUGUAGAAUUGUGCGUUAAUUUAAGAAAAGGAAAAACUGCUAAAGAAGGCUUGCAUCAAUAUAAAAAUAUUUCGCAAAACACUAGCGUUGCGACUAUCGAGCUUGUUAUCAAAAAAUUUAUUGAACUUUCCGAGGAAAAAGUUACUGCAGCUCAAGCAAAAGCGGAUCAAAUUACUUUGGAUGCUAUUGAUGAUCUCGAGGCGUCUGAAACUCCAGAGUCAAUCAUGCUGAGUACUGUAAGUGGUGAGCAGAGCAAGGAUAGAACGGAUAGAGCUGUUGUCACUCCUUGGCUGAAAUUCUUGUGGGAGGCGUACAGGACUGUUUUAGACAUUCUGAGAAAUAAUGCUCGUUUGGAGAUAUUGUACCAGCAAACGGCACAUCAAGCAUUCCAAUUUUGUCUGAAAUAUACUCGUAAAACUGAAUUUCGUCGACUUUGUGACCUUCUUCGUAAUCACCUUCAAAACAUUGCUAAAUAUGCACAUCAACAGCAUUCCAUAAAUUUAAACGAACCUGAAAGUCUUCAGCGUCAUUUGGAUACUAGGUUUAAUCAGUUAAAUGCAGCUGUUGAAUUAGAAUUAUGGCAAGAAGCAUUUCGAUCUGUUGAAGACAUUCAUAAUUUAUUAUCAAUGUCAAAAAGGCCAGCAAAACCUGUUAUGAUGGCCAAUUAUUAUGACAAAUUAACAAAGAUAUUUUUGGUUAGCGAAAAUUAUUUAUUCCACGCUGCUUCUUGGAAUAGAUACUAUACUUUAGUUAGAGCUCAAAGGCAAACUAUAAGUGAUGAAGAAAAUACUCGAAUGGCAUCUUUCGUCUUGUUAUCCGCUCUUGCUAUCCCUGUUAUCACUAGUUCUAAGACUCGUUUACUUGAAAUCGACGACAAUAAAAGUAAAACGCAUAGACUCGCCGCCCUAUUAGGAAUGAGUCGUUCACCAACUAGAUCUGGAUUGUUGAAAGAAGCUCUCAACAAAAAUAUUCUACGACGUGUGCGUCCUGAAUUAAAAGACCUCUACAACAUUCUGGAAGUCCAAUUUCAUCCCUUAUCAAUAUGUAAAAAGAUUGAACCAAUCAUGACUCACCUUGCUCAAGAUGUUGAAAUGGCGAAAUAUGUAAAACCUUUACAUCAAGUCAUUUUGACUCGUCUUUUCCAACAACUUUCUCAAGUUUAUGAUACAAUUGAACUUGAAUUUGUUAUCAAUCUUGCCUCUUUCGCACCACCUUAUAAUUAUGAUGCUGCCACAAUUGAAAAGUUUAUUAUGAAUGGUUGUAAGAAAGGAGAGCUUUCGAUUAGGAUUGAUCAUACAACAAAAAGUUUGACAUUUGAAACGGACCUUUUUGCGGCUUCUAAAAAUGCUGAUGCCGAUGGUGCUAAGUUACAAGCUUCACCAGCGGAUCGAAUGCGUGAUCAACUUUCAAAGCUUGCCAAAUGUUUUUAUACUACUGUUCAUAUGAUAGACCCCACCAUAAUCCAAGCCAAGGAAGAAGCAAGAGCUCAAGCUAUAUCACGCGCUUUUGCUGGUAUGGAGGAGGAACAUCAUAACGCUCUCGCGCGUAAAGCUAUUAUCGAACGUAGAAGGGAAUUAGUAGAAACAUUAUUGGUGCGUAAAGAAAAGGAGGAACAAAGAGAGCGGCUCAUUCGGCUAAAGCGAAGAGAUGAUGAAUUAAGGAUGCGUCGAUUGGAAGAUGUCAAAAGACGUGAGGUAGAGAGGAAAAAACGCGAAAUUGAAGCUAUACAAAGAGAGGAAGCUCGUAAAUUGGCAGAAUCUCUGAAGGCUAAGAAUUUUAAAGUUCAACCUGAGGAUUUGGAAAAUUUGGACACAGACAGUUUGGUUCAACUUCAAGUUGCUCAGCUUGAAAAAGAAAAACGAGAGCUCAAUGAACGGCUUAGGGCUAUUGCUAAACGUAUGGACCAUAUUGAACGCGCGUUUCGUAAAGAGGAGAUUCCUCUACUUGAAAAAGAUUAUGAGCGACAAAGGAAAGAAGACAAAGCUUAUCAUGAAGCUGCUCGUAAAUUACAACUUGAAACGACUUCCGCUAAGCAUGCUGAAGAUCUUAAAGUGAAAACCAGGCUAAUGAGAAUUUUUCCAGAUUAUCAAAAUUAUCGUAAAGAAAUUGAAGGCAAACAAUACGAAGAACUUGAAGAACGUAGAACAACAGCUCAAGCCAAAAUUGAGGAAGAAAAGGAGAAACGACAUGCGGAACGUACUGAGCAAGAACGUAUUACUAAGCUUGAGAUUGAAAAGAAGGAAUAUGAAGCUUUAAAGAGGAAACUUGAUGAACAAGCUGCCAAACAAGAAGAAGCUGAACGUUUGGCAGAAGAAAGAAGAUUGCAACGCGAGCGUGAUGCAGAAGCAGAAAAGGAAGAAAAAGAUAACGAAAAUGCUCGAAGUCGGGUUCAGAACAAACCUACGGGUGGUGGUUAUGUUCCUCCAAACAAACGCCCCGAUACUUGGCGUCGUCCAACUGAAUCACCAACUACAACUACUAGUCAAGAAGGACCAUGGCGCCGAGGUACAACCACACCUAUUCGUUCUAAUACCGAUGAAGGGUUAGAAUGGCGUCGGUCUGAAUCUGGACGAAGUUCAACAACUGAAGAAAGAGUUUGGCGUCGAUCCGAAUCAGGCCGAGGAGCUUCAACUGAGGAUAGUCGACGUCGUAUUUCAACAUCAUCAUCAUCGCGGGAAGAACCAAGUGUCAAACAAGAAACUCCAGGUCCAUGGAGACGCAGUGGACAGCCAUCUUCAGACCGUGGGGAUAGCAAAUGGAAAAGGAGAGAAGAUUCUUGGAGAAAGGAUACUGAAGAGUUAGAUUCAACGUCUCCAUCUUUAUCUAAAGGACCUACGCGUAUUUUGAAGUCAGAAAGUAGUUGGAGAUCACGUAAUAAACAAUCAGAAUCUUCGGUAAUGGAGAGAACUUCAUCCGGACGAGAAAUAUGGACUUCUACUUCACAAGAACAAAAACUCGGAGAUGGACAAGAGGAAUUUAUUGACGAACCCGAAGAGGAUCAAACGAUGUCACAUGAACGUGAUGGUUCAUGGGUUAAGUCUGAAGAUAAUUCCAAAACGCAAUCUUCAGUUUCGUCUAGUAAACAAAAUGCUCCCGAUGAACCAGAUGAUGACGGGUUUAUCCCCGUUACCAAAGGCAAGCGACGCAGUAAAAAUCAAUCUGGACAUGGAUAUGACUUGGAAUAA